Morchella importuna is the source of this 354-nucleotide messenger RNA. RefSeq lists its product as uncharacterized. Lineage: Eukaryota; Fungi; Ascomycota; Pezizomycetes; Pezizales; Morchellaceae. The transcript is spliced from 2 exons. The record is from RefSeq and is a predicted model, not a curated record. The coding region runs from base 1 to 354 and encodes 117 amino acids.
AUGAAAUUCCUCACACUCGCACUCUGUUUCGCCGGCGCCGUGAGAGCGCUCUGCAUCCCCCGGCCCGACUCCAACACCAACACCAACACCAACACCAACACCGUCUUCAACUGCAAGAUCGACGCAAUGUACCACCCGUGCAAGAUCGCGUACGACGUUGGCCACUGCAUCGAGCGCAAGUAUCCGCUUAAUCUGAGGGACACGAGUUGUGGGGAGUGCUCGGAGAGCUGGAAGAAGUAUACGAAAGCGUGUGUCGACUCGGGGUGCGCGCAGUGGGAUGAGAAUCCGUUGGAGAAGUGCUUGUGGUGGAGCGGGGCGAGGUCGUGGAACUUGGUCCGGGGGGUGGCUGUUUAG